Messenger RNA from Triticum aestivum (bread wheat), 2188 nucleotides. RefSeq names its product E3 ubiquitin-protein ligase WAV3-like. NCBI's taxonomy places the organism in Eukaryota, Viridiplantae, Streptophyta, Magnoliopsida, Poales, Poaceae. The record is from RefSeq and is a predicted model, not a curated record. The transcript is spliced from 2 exons. Bases 202 to 2052 code for a protein of 616 amino acids.
GUGGCCCAUUCUGGGCCCGUGUACCUUGGGGCCGCGCCUCCUCCCGGUGUUGCUUGCUGGCACACACUCCCCGAAAACCAAACGAAAACCAAGGAUUUCUCUCCACGACCAGCGGACCGAUUCAACCAGCCCAAACCCGACGAGACCUAUGCAGAAAACACGAUGCUUGUGAUGGAGCCUUGAUCUGUUCUUGUUGGAGAUAUGGCGGUGGCGUGGGAGCACGCUUGGCGCGCGUUGGCUGCAAGGCUCUGCAUCCCCUCACGGGCGCAAUGUGCGGGUGGCACUACGGGGGCACUGCUGGAGGACGACGAGUCGCCGGAUGCUCUGUCCCCUGUGCCGGUGUGCAAACAGGCGGUGUCGAGGUCCGGGAGUCGGAGCUCAACGGAGCUAUGCGCGAUUUGCCUGGGUGGCAUGAGGCCGGGGCACGGCCAUGCGUUGUUCACCGCGGAAUGCUCCCACAAGUUCCAUUUUCGAUGUAUCUCAUCCAACGUGCAGCAUGGCAACCGUGCCUGUCCCAUAUGCCGUGCCGUCUGGAAGCAUCUACCUCUCCCAGCCAAAGCGGAUGCUACUCCACUGGAUUGGCCCGAUGAUCAGCUUCCCGUCUCCUGUGCGCCGGAUUUGAGCGUUUUCGAAUCUAAGACUACGAGUGGAAAACGAGAGGAGGACGCAGUUGGGGCUUCUGGUGUUGAGGUCGUGUCGUUCGCUGAAUUCCCAUACAUUCAGCGGAGCGUGACAUCGGAGAAGUUUGACAUCCUGAUCCACCUGAAGGCUCCGCGUCCGCCGGCACCGUCUGCGAGCUCACACACCGGGGCGGCGAUCGACAUUCUGGCGGUGCUCGACCUGAGCGGCAGCAUGGCGGGCAAUAAGCUCGCGCUCUUGACGCGCGUUCUGAGCUUCGUGAUCAAGAGCCUUGGCCCGAACGACCGGCUCUCUGUCAUCGCCUUCCGACAUUCGGCUUGGAGCCUCUUCCCAUUUCGGAAGAUGACCGCGGCUGGGCGGCGGCAUUCGUUCCAGGCCCUCGCCGACGGACUCCCUGUUGCCGGCGGCGUCUCGAAUGUCGCCGAGGCUCUGCGGAAAGCAGCGUGGGUGACGGGGGACCGGCAGGUCAGGAACCCCGCAUGCAGCGUCCUCCUUCUCUCCGACGGCCUAGGCGGCCGUGAAGCCGCGACGUGGCAAUGCGGUCGGCCAAGCCUGGUCUACGACGCGCUCGUCCCGCGCUCCAUCUGCCCGGGGUCAGGGCACCACGUGCGGGUCCACGCCUUCGGCUUGGGUGCGUACCAGGACUCUGCGGUGAUGCGCGGCAUCGCUGAGAUGUCCGGCGGCACGUUCUCCUCCAUCGACACGGUGGGAGAGAUCCCGGACGUGGUUGGUCGGUACAUCGGUGGCCUGCGCAGCGUGGUGGCGCAGGAGACACGGCUGAGCUUCCACUGCGCGGAGCAAGGCGUGCUGCUCACCUGCGUCGCGUCCGGCGGCUACGCCAGCACUGUAGACGGUCACAAGGGUGGCGAGUUCGUCGACGUCGGCGACCUUUACGCCGGAGAGGAGAGGAACAUUCUGGUCACAGUACACGUCCCAACCACGCAUGGAAAAGACUCUGCUCUGCUCGUGCCGAGCUGCACCUACCGGGUCGCGGUCACCAUGGAGACUGUCUGCAUAGAAGGUGACACGGUGAUCGUCCAUCGCCCUCGGCAUCCGGUGAGCCCAUCUCCGUUGUCAGUCGAGGUCGAGCGUGAGCGGCACCGCAUCAGCGCCAUGGAGGGCAUGGCCAUGGCGUGGAACGCCGUGGAGCUAGGCGACUUCGUGCACGCAGCAAUGAUCUUGGAAGGGCGCCGUGUGGAGCUUGAGUCAUGGGCGUUGUUGUCGGUGGACGCGCCGACUCUGGCGCUGGUCGCCGAGCUGAGGGAGUUCCAGGACAGGUUGGGGACAAGGCAACGGUACAAGCGGUCCGGCCGCGCGUACAUACUGGCCGCCCUGAACGCUCACCCGUGGCAGUGCGUCACGGCAAGCGGCGGCGACUCGGGGGUUCUCGCCGGCCUCACCCACACCUACUAGGCGCCCGGUAUGUUGGACAUGCUGCAUCGGUCACAGUUGCUCCUGCCCGAAGCCGUCGAGGAGCUGACCCGCUCGACGCCGGUGGCGCCAUCCAGCAUCCUCACCUUGCCGGUCGGUCAGGACGACCAGGGUUCUC